AUGGCAAGGAUUGACACCUUUUUGGUCUUGGAGCUGCUUCCAAAGGACUUGCAGAAUAUCAGGAUUGUUCAGCAUUUUCUCUUUUCGCUUGGAAGCAAUGUUAAUGAUGCCGAUUUGCCGCUCAGACGAAUCUCAAGCUUCUUUGGCAUCUGUUCCCGAAAUUAUUAUCAAGACUUACCUUUUACUACAGAAUCUGUACACGAGGAUCUAUUUCCUUCCGAUCAAAGUAAUUCUUCUGGUCUACCCAACCAAGACUCGAUUUAUGUGGACAAAAGCCAGGAUUUAUUGAAAGAAGCGACAUGGCAAACAAAACUUCUUAUUCUUGUUUGCAUGCUCUCUUUACCAGUCGGCUGCCAUUACCUUGAAGCUACCAUGGGUACCCUCAAGACAACAUUAAAAAAUUCUAUGCAUAUCAACAAUACCCAAUUCAGUAUCCUACUAUCAUCUGUCUCACUAGUUAAUACAAUUCUCCCCUUACUGGCCGGUACAUUUGUGGAUGAUUUGUCUAGUGUAGGCUCAAUUCGUGGCUCUACUCUAGUAAGCACAGUGAUUUUCUCUGGAAGUCUUAUGGUGUCCCUAGCCGCUGAACGCAACAGCUAUCCAGUCAUGAUAACUGGCCAGAUAAUAUACGGACUUGGAGGAGGCAUGAUUGUAACCAUGCAAGAAGCAAUCUUGUCUCGCUGGUUCCGAGACAGACAACUAGCUAUUGUGAUCGGCAUCUUAUUGUCCUUUGCUAGACUUACGAAAUGGGCAGCCAAGAUGGUCUGCUAUCCGAUUGUAAACUCAACUCAAUCACACGCCUGGCCUAUCCAUGUGGCAACUAUUCUCUGUGGCGUCGGCAUAGUUAUGAACUUUCUCUAUUGGGCUGUUAUGUACCGCCAUGGAUGCUCCACUGUGUACGGAAAAGAAAUCUCACAACCGAUAACUGGUUACCAGAGUCAGUUUGCCGCAUCCCAAUCCCCCAAUAAUGGUCGUUCAUCUUUCAGAUGGUCUUCAAGGAUGUUUUUGCUACUUCCAAGUACUUUCUGGAUGGUUCCAUGGGUCCAGUUGGUCAUGUCAAGUGUCUUGAGUAGCUUUGAUGAUGUUGCAACGGAAUUUAUCCAGUUUAGAUACAAUACAACAAGCGUGAUGGCUGGGUACCAAAGUAGUCUUACCCAGGUAAUGCCAAUUGUGGUGGCACCAAUCAUGGGUAUAAUUGUACACCGCUAUGGCAAGCGUCUGACAAGUCUAUUUUUUGCUACACUUAUAUUGAUUUUAUCAAUGGUAUUGUUGGCUUAUACCUGGGUAACACCUGCGGUAGGAAUGAUUUUGUUUUCAUUGGCACUUGCUCUUGGCCCGGUAUCGGUCUUGAGUUCAACAUCACUCUUGCUACCUCAUGAGUUGGCUGGGACAGGCAUGGGGCUACACAAAUGUGCAAACAAUAUCGGAUCAACCAUUGUGUCUGUGUUGAUAGGAUAUGUCCAGGACCUGACCUUCCAUGAUGGCGACCCUCACGAUGACCAACAGGAUUUGGAAUCAGAGUAUGACGGUGUCAUGAUAUUCUUCCUCAUAAUGGGUUGUUUUUCGACUCUUAUAGCGAUUUUGUUUUGGGUAAUGGACAGUCGACUUCUCUCUGGCUGGCUCCAGGCAGACAUCAAGGAACGAGAGCGCCGAAUUGAACAGGUCAAACUUGAGCAGACAGAAUCAAAAUAUGAGAACAAGAAUUUGUUUGAUACAAAAUCGCUCCAGAAGAUCGGAAGUCAGAUGAGGACAAAACCUACUUACGUAUACGUGUCAUUUUAUGGAUUCUGGCUGGUUGUUUCUUGGGUCAUCUUUUUUGCAUUUGCUCUAAUGCCUGUCUACCAAAAAUACAACAUUUAA
Phycomyces blakesleeanus NRRL 1555(-) is the source of this 1860-nucleotide messenger RNA. RefSeq lists its product as hypothetical. The record is from RefSeq and is a predicted model, not a curated record. Gene Ontology annotation, biological process: transmembrane transport. The transcript is spliced from 7 exons. Bases 1 to 1860 code for a protein of 619 amino acids. Gene Ontology annotation, molecular function: transmembrane transporter activity. Lineage: Eukaryota; Fungi; Mucoromycota; Mucoromycetes; Mucorales; Phycomycetaceae.